Molecule: messenger RNA, 3772 nt
Organism: Bombina bombina (fire-bellied toad)
Lineage: Eukaryota; Metazoa; Chordata; Amphibia; Anura; Bombinatoridae
Gene: FHIP2B
Product: FHF complex subunit HOOK interacting protein 2B
Exons: 17
Coding region: 231-2315 (694 amino acids)
Source: RefSeq, a predicted model, not a curated record
CACCCAGGAAACACCGAGGGCCCGAUGAGGCCUCACAGUCCAGGUGGCAAUAGCUUAUUUGCAAAGAGAACGUACUUCAAGUAUUGGGAAGCAGUGCCCUAAAGUACCUCAGACGGGCAUACACGGAGGCACCCGGACACCUACCAGACCCGGCCGUAAGCGUUUAGUAGUCACCCUGUGAAACCGUACGGAGGCCGCCCGCAGGCGGGUCUGGCUUCUGCUAUUCAGAUAUGUUGAGUCGCCUGGGAAGUUUCCUGCAGCAGGCCUUAGAGUCGCGUGAGCCGACUCAGGACUUGUUGCAAUCCUUCGUUCAGCACUGGAGAGGAGUCACUCAGUACUACCUUGAGAAUACUGAUGAGUCUCGACCUGCCCGUGAUACAGAAAUCCCAUGGCGGCUACGUCAGUUAAUUGAUAUACUCGCAUUUGAAGAGAGGGAACCGGGGUCCAAUGGGGACACAGGGAACUCAGGGACAGCAGGCCACACUGGGCCCUGUAUGGAGUAUUUACUGCAGCACAAGAUACUGGAGACACUCUGUACACUGGCAAAAGCAGAGGUAUCUUACCCCCCUGGUAUGAGGCAGCAGGUGCUUCUAUUCUACAGCCGUCUUUUAUCCCAGGUGCAGCGCCCUUUGCUACAUUACUUGAAUGUACACCGGCCUGUACAAAAGCUGAUCGCUCUGUCAGGAGAUGAAAUAGGGAUCACAGCACAGAAAGAGGAACUUCAUUUUUUAUCUUCUGUUUGCAGCAAGCUGGAGAAAGACCCAUCACUCCUUAUCCAUAUAUUAGAGGGAGAAAAUGUAAGGGAGGUCCUCUGCUCAGCUGGAGAGGAUGAAGGGAAGAUGGAUUCUCCAAACCACAAACCCAGACAGAAUUUAUUCAGGGCUCUCAUGAGGCUGUGUAACUGCCAGAAGAGUCGAUUGACAGUGCGUGCACGGGAGGCUUUGCUGGGGGUGCUCCGUUCUGCACAGGAGGAGGGGCCAGCUCGUCUAAUUGCACAGAGCGACCUGAAGCAGCUAAUCACAGAGCGUAUGUGUGAGCUACACAGCGGUAUCCCCCUUACCACUCAUCCCUGUGACAUCACCGCACUGGAGGGCACAGACUGGAGGACUGAGCCAAGCACACAGGAGGCAGAUGCAGCACUGAGAAGGUUUCUCUGCUGGGUGGAGUAUUGUAACUGUUUAGUACGAGAAUCAAAUGAGGUGGUUGCAGUGUCGUUAGCAGAGUCUUUAGCAGAGGGUUAUCUGCGUGGGAUUCUACAGCCAGAACUACUGCAGGUGUCAGAGCUGGGUAUCCUACGCAGCACAGCGAUCCUCACAGCCCUGAUCCAACGUCUCACUGCUUACCCCCUGUUACACAGACUCCUCACCAUCCUGCUGGGGGAAGAGAGGGGACCGGAGAGUAAGAGUGUCAGAGGUUCACCGCUCCGCACCCAGAUCAUCCAAAGAUGCAAUCAUCUGUCUGACGAGAUAAGCCUGGCAUCUCUUCGGCUCUUUGAAGAGAUUCUUCAGGUCCCACAGGAGUUUGCACUGCACAAUCUGGUCAUCCGCAACUUGGAGACACGAAUGUAUCUAACUGGGGCACAAGAAGAAAUCAGGGGGCACGAAGGUGAUAAUUGGGAAUUCACAGAGGAACUUGAAGAGGAUCCAUACUUCACAGAUGGAUUCCCUGACACAGGACUGAGGCUGAAAGAGAAAAACACAAAUUCUGAAGCAGAACCUGCAGGAAGAGAGCAAAGAGUAAGGAGUUUCCUCUCCCUUGUCCCUGAAGAGAUGAAGUCAUCAGACUCUGGUUAUGACACUUACCUACAAGAUGCUCUUGUGCAGUUUCAGAGCUGCUGUAACCUGGUAUCACAGUGGGGAUGGCCUAUAUCUCCACGAACCUUAACAGUGGGUCAUGGUGGUCAGGAAUUCUAUGAAGGUCACUUCUUGGAAGUUCUAUUUGACCGUCUUGGUGGAAUUCUGGAUCAGCCCUAUGAAAUGAACCUGCAGGUCACCUCUCUACUUGGACGUCUUGCCCUGUUUCCCCACCCACACCUUCAGGAGUUUCUGCUGGACCCUUAUAUCAGCCUGGUACCAGGAGCCCGCUCGCUCUUUUCUGUGCUUGUAAGGGUUGUUGCAGAUCUUGCUCAGCGCUCUCUACAUGUGAGUCGAUUUCAGGAGACACUUUAUCUGGUGAGGCGUCAGCUAUUGGGAGAUGCCCCUGAGGAACCGCUGAAUCACGUAACCAUGUGCCGUGGAGUUGUGGUCUUAGAAGAGUUCUGCAAAGAGAUGGCGGCAGCAGCCUGUGUGAGCCAACCACCACUAGCUCCAAACUGAACAAAAUACUCACUGAUCAUGAAGGGGUGAACAUUUUAUGGAGAUGUCUCCAUAGUAGAUGUGCAAUAGUCAUGUACCCCAUGUGCCUUAUGAACUGUUAAACACUAUAGUACUCUGUCAUGUUUGCUGCUAUGUAGAUACUGCUUCACUGUCCCUCUAUGAGCAUCCAGACCAAGGCUGCUGUAUCCUUUCUGUAAAUAAUUUGUAAGUGGUUUUAGCAAAGGUAGGUAGCAGGUCCUAGGGUCACACUUACAUCUGAGGAUUCUUAUGGCAUUUCCUCUAUCUGAAAAGCAUGCAUCCAAUUUUACGCAGCCUUUGCAUAUCCCUCCUAACCAGUAAAGACAAGAUACAUUUUCCUUUGUAAAAUGAUGAUGGUCCACAGUCCUCCAUAACAUAUGGGAUAUAUUUUUCACCACUAGGAGGAGGUCAAGAACCCAUGUUAUGUGCACAGCAUUUCCCUAACGGGACUUCAGCCAUCACUGCCCUCAGGCGUCGCAGGUAUUCGUCCCUAGCCUCCCCCUGAGGGACUCAGGUAUUUCCUACUGCAAUCCUCUGUGGUACUCGAUAACUGCACUGCAUGGUCUCUCUACUGGAUAGUGCUGCAGCUUCAUUGACAUGCCUGAUAAUCCAGUGGAGGGGUGCUGCAUAAGUUAAGUGAGCCAGAGGCUAUUUGUAGGUACUCUGACAAAAACUACAGCAUAGCCAGGGGACUUAACCUGCUCCCCUCAUGACAAUUGUUUUUCCUCCCUAUCAGUUCCCUAAAGGAUCUGUCUUCAUUGGGAACUCUAUCAGGGAAGCUUGGUGCAAGUUUUUAUUUAAAACUGAACCAAAAGUGUUUUAACUUUUUAACAUGGCCACCGGCUUUGCUCCUGGCAGUAGCCCUGCCCCCUCAGUGUUCUUAGGCUUUUCUCUCUCAAUAUGGAUCCUCUGUAGCUAGAUUCUGUAAUAAUACAGUUAGGACCAGUUUUUAAACCUAUUUCCAGUGCCUGCCAGUCCCAGGAAGGAAGUGAGUACCCAUGCAGGAGCUGCCAGGGCUUACUUAAGGGAUAUAUAAUAAAUAUAUAUAUAUAUAUAUAUAUAUAUAUAUAGGGGCUGUAGUGAGUACUACACAGAGAUAAUUGAAGUGUCUAAGGGAGUGUAAAAAUAGUGUAGAGGUCUCUUAAUACUUUAAUACUAAAUAAUUUUUAAAUACUAAUUAAUUAGUCAAUUAAGCAUUGUACUCCCACCAUUGCCAGGGGAUGUAAACAGAUAUUUUUUUUUAUGCCAGUCUGCAUUUUAUAUACUGUUGUACUUUUCAUGCUUUGGAAUAUUAUUUGCAGUAUGUACAUUAUGCAGGUUUUUUUUGUACACUAUUGGGAUAUUCAAAUUGCUAAUAGCUGUCUAUGUAUUUCAUGUCCAGCAGCACAAAUAAUAAUUUCUCCAACAUAGGUGUGUCCGGUCCACGGCGUCAUCCUUAC